UUGAAUAAUGAUGCUUCGGCGUGUAUGUAUGUAUGUGCAACACAGUUCUAAAUCCACCAAACAAUUCCACAAGUCCAUGUAUAGCAAUGGAUAUACUUUGUAGACCAGUUUCUCAUCUAGAAUAAAAUAAAUCAUUGUUUUCGGGUGUAGCGUAAAGUCGACCUCGCUUAGUGAGUUUUGUAACGUCGACGUUGGUGGAUGUGUAUCACGAAUUCAUGAGAACAAAGCUCCCUUGUGUGGCCGAAGGAUAUAUAUUUACCACCUAAUUCAAACAUGAAUCGCGUGGACUUAAAAAUUGUGUUACUGGGUAACGCAACAGUGGGAAAGACGAGUCUAAUGGAACGAUAUGUACACGACACAUUUAAUGACAGUCGGCCUUAUCAAAACAUGGAAGGGAGAGAUCAUAUACAAAUUAAUGCAGUUAAAAUUAUGCUGCAGACAAUAGGCACUGUGUUUGCAGCGAAGCGAGUGCAAGUGAACGAUGUGUCACUUGUCAUGGGAAUAUGGGACACAGCUGGCAGUGAAAAAUAUGAUGCGAUGACUAGAACGUAUUAUCGUGGGGCAAAGGCUGCUAUAGUGUGUUACGACAUUACCAAGUCAAAUACAUUCCAAAAGGCGAAGUACUGGGUGAGGGAGCUCAGAAGCAUCGAGGAGAACUGUAAAGUGUACCUUUGUGCCACGAAAAAAGACUUGUGUGACGCAGGCCUUGCAUCGGACAAUCCAGAUCUACAUAAUGCUGUAGAAAGAUAUGCAAAUGGCACGCAGACCAAACUUUUUGUAACAUCUAGUAAGACGGGAGAGAAUGUAGUUGAGUUGUUCGAUGAAAUUAUACAAGAUUUCGUGUCCAAUCCAGAGAAUUUGCAACAAGCGGAAGAGAAACUUGUUUUAAGUAGAAAAUCCGAGAGAAGGUAUUGCUGUGCACUGAGUUAAUAGAAUCAGUAUUAAUACUUGCCAUUGAUAUUCUUACAAGCUUAUUUUUUUACCAGAUAAUUUCUGUUAGAUAAUUACAACGUUAUAAUACGUAAAAUAGUAUUUUUAAUGUAUUACUGAAGACCAAUGUGAUAUUGUUUUGCUCAGUAACUUUCAAUAGUUUAAAAUUUUGUAUUUGCGAUAUUAUUAGCACAACAUGAUGCAAAUUUGUAAAACUGGAUUAGAACUUUCAGCAAAGAGUAAAUUUCUAAAAAGAUAUACGAUAGGAUAUGUAUACAAGUUUUCAUAAUCACAGCUUUGCGCAAUAUAUUAUUGAGAAAUAUUCUCAAAUAUAUGAUUCUUAAUUAUUCAGAGUUUAAAGCUGAUAUUGCGUAGGCGAAUGAUAUUUGUUCAUAUAUAUUAUUACAAUUGUGAUCGUUGCGAUGUUAUCGCAUUCUUAAAUAUAUAUGGAAAAGCA
Linepithema humile (Argentine ant) is the source of this 1387-nucleotide messenger RNA. Its product is annotated as RAS oncogene family member Rab11. The record is from RefSeq and is a predicted model, not a curated record. Gene Ontology annotation, molecular function: GTPase activity; GTP binding. Gene Ontology annotation, cellular component: endosome; endocytic vesicle; Golgi apparatus. Lineage: Eukaryota; Metazoa; Arthropoda; Insecta; Hymenoptera; Formicidae. Gene Ontology annotation, biological process: intracellular protein transport.